UUUUUCAUUUUUUGAAAAACCUCCAUACUGUUUUCCACAGUGACUGCACCAAUUUGCAUUCCCACCAAGAAUCAGUGCAUGAGGAUUACUUUUUCUCCACAUCCUCACCAACACUUGUUAUUCUUUGUCUUUGUAGCCUUUCUGACAAAUGUGAUAUUUCAUUGUGGUUUUGAUUUGCGCUUCCCUGAUGAUUAGUGACGUUCAGCAUUUUUUCCUAUGUCUGAGUUUAUUUAAUUAAAGGUAAUUUUUUUAAAUGUAUGGUGCAAGCCUUUGGCACAUCCUUCACUAUAUUUUUCAUUCCUUACUUCUCAUUUUCCUUCAACCAUAUAAAUAAAUCAAUAAAUAAUUAUUGAAUACUUGGACGUUUUCAGAACGAUGCUAUGUACUACAAGAGUCUCACAUGAAUAAAGAACAUGUUUCCGGCUUUCAAUAAUGUAAUGUUUACCAUGCCAGGUUCUAAGAAAUAUAACUGUCACUUAAGAUAUCACUAAGAGGGGGCACCUGCAUCAGUUAAGCAUCUGACUCUUGAUUUUAGCUCACGUUCUUGAUUUCUAUUUGUGGGUUCAAGCCCCACAUCAGGCUCUGCGUAGACAAUGCAGAGCCUGCUUGGGAUUCUCUGUCUCCUCUCUCUCUCUCUGCCCCUCUCCUGCUCAAGCUCGUGCUCUCUCUCUCUCUCUCUCUCAAUCUCUCAAAAAUGAAUAAACUUAAAAAAAAAAAGAUAUCAGAGAAUUGGUAAGAAUGGUGUUCCUUGAUCCAAGCUUCAGAAAUAUACUACACUAAAAACUUCCCCUAGAACUUCACCAUUCACAUUAGAUGUCAAAGAUGUUUCACAGGCCAGGGGCACCUGGGUGGCUCAGUCAGUUCAGCGUCUGACUUUGGCUCAGGUCAUGAUCUCAUGUAUUGUGGGUUUGAGCCAGCAUUGGGCUCUGUGCUGACAGCUUGCUUAGAACCUGGAGCCUGCUUCGGAUUCUGUAUCCCUCUCCCUCUGCCCCUCCCCUUCUCGUGCUUUGUCUUUCAAAAAUGAAUAAACGUUAAAAAAAAAAAAAAAAGAUGUUUCACAAGCCCUGUGAUAAGGAAACCCAGUUACUGUAUUUGACAGAGAAACUUUUUUUUUUUGAGUCAGACCUAAGAAAAUUCCUUCAGAUACUGAUAUUCUAUGGAAACAGUUUAGAAAAUUAUGGAUUAAAGAGCCUCAUAAGACAUUUUAUUAUUAAUGUUUGGCUGCAGACUCAGGGCCCUGAAAGUGUAGAGAAGAAAUAGAUCAUUAUGAUACAGCUUAGUGAAGAAGAGAACCUCAGAGGAGGUUGGCCUUUAAAAGAAAUAAAAGUGUGAUUGAAAAAAAGCAGAACACUGAGGUGAGGAAAGGGAAACUCAUGUCAUAACUCCCAAAAUGUUAAGAUUGAUUAUUUUGGGGGUUCAUGGGGAGUGAACAAAGGUGCAGGCAAUGAUUACUAGGAAUUUUGACUUUCUAAGUUAUACAUUUCUGUAUUUUUUAUGUGCUUGUUUUUACAGUACUUACUGUAUAAUACAAUGGCUUGUUCUUAAAAUCAGAUGCUAUCUCCCUAAAACUCACUAAGGUUGACCUAUCAGAUUAAGAAUAUGUGUAGAUGGUUCCUCAUAAUUUGUGGGCAUGUGUGUGUGUGCAUAUGUUUACAAACAGGUGUGCAAAUAUAAUAUCUUGGCCAAAACAAGUUGAAACACCAAGGUCAACCUGUGUUGCAAAUGUGGUCAGCACCUGUUGUUUAUUUCUCGAGUGUGGCUAACUUCCGGGAUAAGAAUGAACGAUGUGGUCUCUUACUAAAUCUCCCUUUUGGUUAGUCAUCCAGCCACUAUGUGGUGAAUUUAUACCUGAAACUAAUGAGCUUGAGACUAAGCUGAAAACAGCCAACUUGUGUUUCCUCACUAUAGUUUGACUUCUGUGAGAACUAUUUGGUGGUCUCCAAUUUCAGUGUAUUCAUUUUUUAAAAGUAUAGUUUAUUUAAAAAAUGACAAAUUCAGUUUUUACUUAAUAUUUAAUGAGCCACUUAUGCCUAAGGCACAAGAUAUGAUUCUGAUCUGAAAGUAUAACCAAGUUUGAAGGUAACUAAACUGAUAAAACCCUCUAGACAAAGGAAAUAUUUUAUAAAUAUUGAUGUCAGUUUGAAAAGCUAUUUUUUCCUUCAUCUCUCUAACAUAUUAUUAAGGAAAUUUUCUGAAUCUAGGAAAAAAGACACAUAUAAAUUUUUGUGUUGAGUGUAUAAAUAAAUGAAUACACAUAUAUGUAUAGCAAAGUAUAAGCAUAAUGCAGGGAUAAUAUGUAAGGUUGGACCAUGUAAAAUUGCUGAAAUUUGUUUCUGACAUCCAGGAAUGACAAUCGCUCACUCAUUAGUGGUCUCUCCUCACCUGAGUAGACAGUUUACCAGUUGCGUUGGGAUGGUAUUUUGACUCCACCUUGGGCCAGAAUUCCUCUCUUCUUGCCUCCUCCUGUCCUGUGUCAUUUUACUCUGUCUCUUAUUGUUUCCUAAACAUUACCAGACAGCCUGAUUACUUACAGUAGUCCUUAUAUGCUAAUCCAUUUCUUGGUUGGCAGAUUCUCAGACCUCUGGUCUCAAAGGUCAAAGGAAGUUCCUAUGUCAAGCUCAGUAGCACCGACACAGAAUCUGUCAAGUAUUGUUGAUCUUUCCUCCGUAUCUGUUCCUAUUCCUGUUACCUUCUAAGAUCAUCUAGAGGAUCCCAGAAAUUCAAGUGCCUGAGUACAUGUCAACCUUCUGUUGUCUGAUGUCACUUCUGAAUUGGUUGACAGGAGUUCUAAAGGCCUGUAUAGAAGACUGGCUCUGGGACGAAUGCUGUAAAGAAAAUAUGCUCCCCAAAUUCAAGCAUGCUUAUUUCUUUUCUGUCCCCUACAUUUCAUUCUCCAUCGCCCCCUCUAUGUUUACAGACUGAAAUAACUAUCAGCUUCCAUGGAUUAAGUAUCUAAAUUUUGAUGUGACUGUUCAUUAGUUUGAUUAUCACCAUGUAUGUAUUACGGACGCACAUGUAUACAAUGUCAACGCAAUGAUCUGAAAAUAGAAAAUUGCGAUGGGUUUUCUCCACAUGCAGUUUUAGUAAUACCAAAUCAAAUUACCUAGUUGAGGAGAAUUAGACUUAAUAGGAAGUGCUAAAAAUGAUCUGAGUUUUGUGACAGGCAUUUUUUAGUAGAAACAAAUGCAAUUGUUUGUUAUGGCUUUGGCAUGGCAUCAAAGGCUGCACUGCCUUCUUAGCUAUUGGUAAAGAAACUCUGUAACCAUAAUAGCAUUUGUCUCAGCCUCUGGCUCUGAAAACUACUAUCAGAAUGAAUGCCAGCUACCAUGCCAAAAAAGCUGGUUUUCACAUUAUUCCUUUCAGAAAUCGAGUGUAGAAACAGACUUAAAAGAUCCUGUAUUUUCUAUUCACCAGUGAAUAAAUGAAUAUCUGUUGCCAUUAAAUAUAGCAUUUAACUGGUAAAAGUCAAUGAGUAAUUUUUGAGCUACUUCUUUAUGUAAGGCCCUGGUGGGUAAUAUUGGUGCCUGGUAGGUGUUCAAUGAAUUUUUCUUAAAGUCAAAGAAGUAAGACAAAGGCCUGCUCUCAAGGACUUCAUAAUCUUCUCACUGGCGUAACAUGUGUCUGUAAAAUGCUUUUAUUUCAUCACAUACAUAAUCAAACCAUACCUAUGCAGGUAUUAGACUUCUCAUUUUACAGAAGAGGCAACCAAAACACAGAAGAAAUAAGAGAUAAGAGAUUUGGCCAAGAGCUCUGUAUUAGUCAGUGUUCUCCAGAGAACCAGAAUCAACAGGAAAGAUAAAUACAAAGGAUAUUUAUUGUGAGGAAUUGGCUCAUGCAAUUAUGAAAGAUUAAAAAGUCCCACGAUCUGCCAUCUGCAAACUAGAGACCAGGAAAGCUGGUGGUGUAAUUCAGUCCCAGGGCCUGGGAACCAGGGGAGCUGAGGCUGUAAAUCAGGAGAAGAUGAGAUGAGAUGUCCCAGCUCAAGCAGGGAGGCAGGAAGCAAAGGGUGAAUUCUUCCUUUUCCACUUUUAAGUCUAUUCAGGCCCUCUAAUAGAUUGGAUGAUGCCCCCUCCCCCACAUUGGAGAGGGCAAGCUACUUUACUGAGUCCACUAAUUCACAUGCUAAGCUCAUCCAGAGACCACAGACACACUCAGAAGGUUUAAUCUGGACACCUCAUGGCCAGUCAGGUUGACACAAAAUUAACCAUCACAGGUUCUGAGUUAGUUUAAUGAAGCCAAACUAAAAACAAGCCCUUCUAAUGCCUAAUAUAACACAAGUUUGAUCAAACCUCCCCUAAGUCUUACUAAAUCAGACUGGAAAGGAAGCAUCUUGGCACACAGAAGAAAACAAUAUCCUCUCCUUCAUUCGCUGAUGCCCCAAAUGAGUAGAAAAAGUAGUGUCAUGCUUUCAACAUGUGGCCUUCAGUUAAUAGUUUACUGUCAUAUAGUUGUUUGCUUAUCACAGUUGUAUCAUAUUGUAGGAUUGUACAUUUUUUAGUGAGUAAAAAGAAAAUCCACAUCUUACAAAAAAAAAUUAUUUUACUCAGUGGAAAGAAAAUGUUAAAACCUUGGGGUCCACAGUACUUUUUCAAGAUGCCAUGGAUUUUUUUCAAACAUUUAAUGUUGGAAAGUUAUUCUCAGAUCCAUUUUUAAUAUAUGUAUGUAUGCACAUUAAAGCACUUGCUUUUUUUAUUGGAAGGUAAGGGUUUUGUAGAAAUCCUUUAAAAGACUGAUUAUUAUGGAAAAUCAUUUUGAAAUUUGAGAACAUAAAUUACUUUCUGCCUUCCAAAUCUUCAUGGCAAAGAGACAUGCUCUGGAAAACUUUUCAAGCUCUUAAAAUUUUACAGUGAUGGAAAGGUUGCCUGACAUCCAUUACAGAUAAUAGUGCCUGUUACUCUCCUGUCGUUCUUCUCUCAAUCAUGGUUUUCCACCAAGCAACAUUAAACAGAGGAGAUAAAGACCAAAUACUCUUCUGAUGGGCUGAUACCCAUUUGAUCUAAUACAAAUGACAAAACAGGAAUAAUAAAGAGAGAAAACUGCUUUCCUCCUGGUUCUGUCAAUCACAAAUAGUACUGAAUUUAGUUCUACCUCUCAAAAUUUCAAAAUAUGUGACAUUGCUUUGUAUGCCUCUAUUUGUCCUUUGGUUGUUUCUGUAUUUAAAGAGACAAAAAGUGUUCAUUACAUAAAAUCUUUCCUAUGUUUUAAAUUUAUUUUGAAUGAUAACCUUUAAAUCUGAAACAAAUUCUGUGGUAAAAUUACACUUAAGAUGAGCCCUUUAUCACAAGGACUUGAGUAGGAAAAGACUUGCUGAAAACCUUUGGGGGGAUGAACUACAGCGCAGAAUUACAGUAGUCUUGCCAGCUGAAAUUGGAAGUCAUAUCGUUGCCCCUCAACUGAAUCGAGGGCAAAUCUGGCCCACUGCCUGUUUUUCUAAAUAAAGUGUUAUUAGAACACAGCCAUACUCAUUUCAUUUCUUCGUUGUCUGUGGUUGCUUUUGCAUUGCAACUUGCAGAGCUGAGUAGCUACAAGAGAUACCAUAUGCUCACAAAGUCUAAAAUAUUUACUAUCUGGUCCUUUACAGAAAAAGUUUGCCAAACCCUGUUGUAAAUAUUUCUCCUUUCCCUUCAUCUCCUGCAGACAGUAAUAACCAGUGGGAAAAGACAUAGCCUAAAAUCUCUUAGGACAAGAAGCAGAAUAUAAUGCAUCUUUUUCCUGGAUUGUGCAAGUGAUAUUUCUAGGCCCCUGACAGCCUCAUACAUUUCCAAGGGCCCAGCAAUCAGAAGUCAUUUCUGGGUCUUCAAUAGCAUGGCCUUCCUGCACUGUCCUCUGAACAGACACAGAACAUCAGAGUAUCCAAAACUAUAAUUUUUUAAAUGUUUUAUUUUUAUUUUUGAGAGAGAGAGAGAGAGAGAGUGUGGGGGUGGAACAGAGAGGUUGGGGGACAGAGGAUCCAAAGUGGGCUCUGCGCUGACAGCAGAGAGCCCGAGGCGGGGCUCCAACUCACAAACCGUGAGAUAUUGACCUGAGCCAAAGUUGGACGCUCAACCAACUGAGCCACCCAGGCACUCCCAAAACUACAAUUUUAACUGGUGGUGAUGUUAGGGUUCAUUUAGUGCAUUCCUGUCACCGUACUGAUGAGAAAACUGAGGUAUGUUUCCAGUUUAAAAUAAAAGGAUGGGUUUCCAUGAAAACUGAGGAUUUAGGGCAAAACAUCCAUACUAUUAACUACUUUUGACUUUUACAUCUUCCAUUAUCACUUAAUUUGUUUUAGUUUCAACUCUGCACCUGAAACAAUAACAAAAUUUAAGUUAAACACAUCUAGAAUUUUCAGUGGAGGGAACAGUAUUACAUUAGCUACAGCCACAUUUUGCCUCCUUUUUUUUCCAGUUGUGUUUAUAUCCACAUGGAAUCAUCAACUUCAAUGUUUUGGUCACAAAACAAGCAAACAAGCAAGCAAAACUUUGAUGUCUGUCUAUACAACAGCAGGGAGAGAAUGCAGACCCUUUUACUUACUUACGAGACCCUGGAGGAGUGUCUACGGUUUUUAAAGCUGACUGCAAAUAUAUUUUUGGAGGCAGGAAGUACGUGCUGUCUAGUGUCUGUUUGCUGCUUGCCAACUUUGCUGGUCCAUAAAAUACUUCAGUGACUCCACAUAGUGUGGUGCUGGCUUUCAGCUUCCUUUCAACUCAAGUCACCAAGAGCAACAAGUGCCAUUGUAGACGGAUCCCAAGAGAAACAUGUAUCUUCCAUAUCCCUUGGGCAGUUUUCUCCUUGUCUUUGGUUGCUUGAUUUUGUCAGUGUUUUCCACCAUCCCUGAGCACACAAAAUUGGCCUCAAGUUGCCUCUUGAUUCUGGAGUUCGUGAUGAUUGUCGUCUUUGGUUUGGAGUUCAUCAUUCGAAUCUGGUCUGCAGGUUGCUGUUGUCGGUAUAGAGGAUGGCAAGGAAGACUGAGAUUUGCCCGAAAGCCCUUCUGUGUUAUAGAUACCAUUGUUCUUAUCGCUUCGAUAGCAGUUGUUUCUGCAAAAACUCAGGGUAAUAUUUUCGCCACGUCUGCACUCAGAAGUCUCCGUUUCCUACAGAUCCUCCGUAUGGUGCGCAUGGACCGAAGGGGAGGCACUUGGAAAUUACUAGGUUCGGUGGUUUAUGCUCACAGCAAGGAAUUAAUCACGGCUUGGUACAUAGGAUUUUUGGUUCUUAUUUUUUCAUCUUUCCUUGUCUAUCUUGUGGAAAAGGAUGCCAAUAAAGAGUUUUCUACAUAUGCAGAUGCUCUCUGGUGGGGCACAAUUACAUUGACAACGAUUGGCUAUGGAGACAAAACUCCCCUAACUUGGCUGGGAAGAUUGCUUUCUGCAGGCUUUGCACUCCUUGGCAUUUCUUUCUUUGCACUUCCUGCCGGCAUUCUUGGCUCGGGUUUUGCAUUAAAAGUACAAGAACAGCACCGCCAGAAACACUUUGAGAAAAGAAGGAACCCAGCUGCCAACCUCAUUCAGUGCGUUUGGCGUAGUUAUGCAGCUGAUGAGAAAUCUGUUUCCAUUGCAACCUGGAAGCCACACUUGAAGGCCUUGCACACCUGCAGCCCCACCAAGAAAGAACAAGGGGAAACAUCAAGCAGUAAGUUCUGUAGUAAUAAGCAGAAGCUCUUCAGAAUGUACACCUCACGGAAGCAGAGUCAGAAGCUAAGUUUUAAGGAGCGAGUACGCAUGGCUAGCCCAAGGGGCCAGAGUAUUAAGAGCAGACAAGCCUCAGUAGGUGACAGGAGGUCCCCGAGCACCGACAUCACAGCCGAGGGCAGCCCCACCAAAGUGCAGAAAAGCUGGAGCUUCAACGACCGAACCCGCUUCCGGCCCUCACUGCGCCUCAAAAGUUCUCAGCCUAAACCAGUGAUAGACGCUGACACAGCGCUUGGCACUGAUGAUGUAUAUGAUGAAAAGGGCUGCCAGUGUGACGUAUCAGUAGAAGACCUCACCCCACCGCUUAAAACGGUCAUUCGAGCUAUCAGGAUUAUGAAAUUUCAUGUUGCAAAACGGAAGUUUAAGGAAACAUUACGCCCAUAUGAUGUAAAAGAUGUCAUUGAACAAUAUUCUGCUGGUCAUCUAGACAUGUUGUGUAGAAUUAAAAGUCUCCAAACACGUGUCGACCAAAUUCUUGGAAAAGGGCAAAUCACAUCAGAUAAAAAGAGCCGAGAGAAAAUAACAGCAGAACAUGAGACCACUGAUGAUCUCAGUAUGCUCGGCCGUGUGGUCAAGGUUGAAAAACAGGUGCAGUCCAUCGAGUCCAAGCUGGACUGCCUACUAGAUAUAUAUCAACAGGUCCUCCGGAAAGGCUCUGCCUCUGCCCUCACUUUGGCCUCAUUCCAGAUCCCACCUUUUGAAUGUGAACAGACAUCUGACUAUCAAAGCCCUGUGGAUAGCAAAGACCUGUCCAGUUCCGCACAGAACAGUGGCUGCUUAUCCAGAUCAGCUAGUGCCAACAUCUCUCGAGGCCUGCAGUUCAUUCUGACGCCAAAUGAGUUCAGCGCUCAGACUUUCUAUGCGCUUAGCCCUACUAUGCACAGUCAAGCAACACAGGUGCCAAUGAGUCAAAGUGAUGGCUCUGCAGUGGCAGCCGCCAACAACAUUGCAAACCAAAUAAAUGUGGCACCCAAGCCAGCAGCCCCAACAACUUUACAGAUCCCGCCUCCUCUCCCAGCCAUCAAGCAUCUACCCAGGCCAGAAACCCUGCACCCAAACCCCGCAGGCUUACAGGAAAGCAUUUCUGAUGUCACCACCUGCCUUGUUGCCUCCAAGGAAAAUGUUCAGGUUGCACAGUCAAAUCUGACCAAGGACCGUUCUCUAAGGAAAAGCUUUGAUAUGGGAGGAGAAACUCUGUUAUCUGUCCACCCCGUGGUGCCCAAGGACUUGGGAAAAUCCCUAUCAGUGCAAAACCUGAUCAGGUCAACGGAGGAACUGAAUAUACAGCUUUCUGGAAGUGAGUCAAGUGGCUCCAGAGGCAGCCAGGAUUUUUACCCCAAAUGGAGGGAAUCCAAAUUGUUUAUAACUGAUGAAGAGGUGGGUCCUGAAGAGACUGAGACAGACACGUUUGACGCUGUGCCGCAGCCUGCCAGGGAAACUGCUUUUGCGUCAGACUCUCUAAGGACUGGAAGGUCACGAUCAUCUCAGAGCAUUUGUAAGGCAGGAGAAAGUACAGAAGCCCUCAGCUUGCCUCAUGUCAAACUGAAAUAAGUUCUUCGUUUUCCUUCUAGCAUAGCAGUUCCUUUAGCCAGACAUAUCAUUGCAUGAACUAUUUCGAAAGCCCUUCUAAAAAGUUGAAAUUGCAAGAAUCAGGAAGAACACGAAAGAAAGUUUAUAAGCCCGUUAUCUUUUAAUUGCAUGAAAAUGCAUGUUAGGGAUGGCUGAAAUUCCAAGGUACAUCAACAUUAACCCACUCAUUUAGUAAUGUACCUUGAGUUAAAAAUCCUGAGAAACCAAACACUGCUAAUGCUUUGGGGUGUGUGACAAUGUCAAGAUUAGGUCAUUUAGAAGAUUUGACUCUGUGUUUUAAAAUUAUGGGAGUAAACAACUUCAAAUUUCAGGCGUUUCUGCUUUGUGAUUAAAUACAAAAUACAUUUUCAAAAUUAGGCCAUAAUGUAUAUGUAAACACAAUGGCUACCAUCAACCGCUGCUAACAAGGUAUCAAGGAAAGCAGAACUUGGGAAUAAUAAUAGAAACGGCUGCUUAUUUCAAGAUAUAUUUACCAACCCAUUCCUAUCCAGUCAUUUUAUUAUUAAUGUAAUUUGAAUGUCAAUCUGUGUGCUUUUGGUGAUUUAACGCUGUGGCAAGCAAUUUUGCACAUCAUUUUCAUGUUGUUCUUUAGGACGAGAAUGUUCUUCAGUUAGAAAGUGUGCAAAUAAUGAAAUUCAGGGCCAGUGGGGCAAAUAGACUAUUUGAUACAUGUGAGUUCAUGGGAAGGUAUUCCUCGAUGGCUAAAUCACCUUUAUAAGUGGUCGACUUCUACACAAGCGAAUACAAUACGGAUGAGUAGAAGGACCAGUGCGGCUGGGCUGAUCUCUCUGCAAUGGCGCCACCCCCGGCUUGCUGUAGUGUCAGAAACCAUUCCCGCCGAAUUGACAGGCAGGAUCCUGGGGAAUUAGACAUUGGAGUGAGACUGAAACGGGAAAGGCUUGAAAAGAAUCCAGACACAACACCAGGAAGUGGGUGAAGUUAAUGAAAAUAGCCUCACCCUCAGAGGGUAAAGAGAGGGAGAAAAACAAACCAAAACAGAAGAACUUGAUCUUUUUAGAAAAUGAAUAUUACUAGGGAAUCUCAACUACCUAAACAUCCCUUCGUCU
Acinonyx jubatus (cheetah) is the source of this 10327-nucleotide messenger RNA. It is a transcript of the gene KCNQ5, whose product is annotated as potassium voltage-gated channel subfamily Q member 5. The record is from RefSeq and is a predicted model, not a curated record. The coding region runs from base 6738 to 9221 and encodes 827 amino acids. Gene Ontology annotation, molecular function: voltage-gated potassium channel activity. Lineage: Eukaryota; Metazoa; Chordata; Mammalia; Carnivora; Felidae. The transcript has 15 exons. Gene Ontology annotation, biological process: potassium ion transport; transmembrane transport. Gene Ontology annotation, cellular component: membrane.